UCCAAGUCAUAGACAUAGCAAUGACAAGUUAGCAGACGUAAAAUGUUUUAUGUGCAUUUCCACAAACAACGCUAUCAACAAAAGGUCCAAUUAAGACCGAAAGUAGCACAAAGUAGUACUCUCAGUAACAUGUUAUCCAUUUGCUUUGGCCUAAGAAGAGAUGUUCAGAUAUUUUUUUACUGAACAUUGAAAACUCUAAAUUCUGCUGGGUUAUUUUUAACACAUGUUAGGUGUCCCCCAUGACGACGGCCCCGGAAAUGAUGUCCGAAUAUCUCUUAAUUUGAUCUCACACCUACUGUAUUUCAAGUUGUCUUUGUGGGUGAGAAGUGUUAUUUUUGUCUGCACUUUAAUCUAUAAGCUCUUGUUAUAAUGGCUGUUGAUGGAAGAUAUAUUUUCAUAGGUAUUGACGUUCUUAUAGCUAUAGGUUGUUGUCUGGGCAAUCUGCUGGUGAUAUGGGCCGUGUGGAAGAGCGGAGCUCUAAAUCAACCCACCUACUGUUUGAUCGUAUCACUGGCGAUGGCUGAUUUUUUGGUUGGAUGUGUGGUUGUUCCGCUUUCUGUAGUCGAGGCGCUCAACAUUGAAAUGUCUUUCCAUGCGUGUCUCUUCAUAAGUUGCGUUCUCCUUGUACCGCUUCAAGCCUCAGUGCUCACCCUCCUGGCUAUUGCUUGGGAUCGAUACCUGAGAGUUUGUAUUCCCUUCAGGUAUAAGUCUACAGUAACUAAAAGAUGCUCUUGGGUUCUCGCUGCUGUGUGCUGGAUGUUGGCGUGUCUUCUCGGCUUCUUACCAAUGUAUGGAUGGUACAAUCGUGACCCUUUGAAACACAACUCCACCCUAAACUGUGAAUUUACAGCCGUCAUUUCCCUCUCAUACAUGGUCAACUUUAUUUUCUUUGGUAUCUUUAUUCCUCUGUUGGCCAUCAUGGUUGCUUUGUAUUGUUACAUCUUUUUUAAAGUUAGAUGGCUGAAGGGAAAGACGGGUAUUGCUGAAUCUGGUGCGUAUAACCAUAAGGAACACAAACUGGCCGGCUCACUGGUUUUGGUUUUGGUUCUGUUUGUUGCAUGUUGGCUUCCUUUACACAUCAUGCACGCUAUUAAUUUCUAUAAUUUCCCGAGUAUACAAGUGCCUUCUGAGGUCAAGUAUUUAAGUGUUAUAGUAUCUCAUGUUAACUCAGUGGUCAAUCCUGUUGUAUACGCCCUGAGGAUACCUAAGAUUAAGGAGGAGUUCAGGAAGAUUUGGAGAAGCUUGAUUGGCCCACAGCAGCAGACUACAGAGUCAUUGGAGUUAUAAAGUUACAGUGAAAGUCAAUCAGGUUUAGUGGUGUCAAUUCAACUGAUGGUGUUCUUAGUGCAGAAUUUAAAGGGCACGUUUUAUGCAAAAUUUACUUUUACAAGGUGUUUGGACGUAAAUGUGUGUUGGCAGUGUGUAAAUGCAACAAGCCUACAAUGAAAAAAAUCCACUUCUUUUUUAUCCCCAUUAAUGUUCUCCCAAAAAUGUACAUUCUGUUGCUAUUAACAAACCAAUGUCAUUUUAAAUAUGUAAGACUUAUUUUGAUCUAUACGUUUUUUUAUCUAUAUACAGUUAUACGAUUUUCCGGCUAUUUUGCACUUUGCCCGAAAUCAAACAUCUUUUGUUUUUUGUAGUUUUUUUAAUGAGGAAUUAACAUGAAGCAGUAUAUUUUAAAGUAAUUGUAAUUAAUUUAAAUCAUGUUAUGUCAAAUAGAAAGUUUUCAAUAUUUUACUGCAUUUUGGCACUUGUAGACUAAUAAAACUUU
Messenger RNA from Paramisgurnus dabryanus, 1771 nucleotides. Its product is annotated as adenosine receptor A1-like. Lineage: Eukaryota; Metazoa; Chordata; Actinopteri; Cypriniformes; Cobitidae. Gene Ontology annotation, molecular function: G protein-coupled adenosine receptor activity. The record is from RefSeq and is a predicted model, not a curated record. Gene Ontology annotation, biological process: G protein-coupled adenosine receptor signaling pathway. Gene Ontology annotation, cellular component: membrane.